This is a messenger RNA of Hymenoscyphus albidus, 2324 nucleotides long. The record is from the annotation of a GenBank genome assembly. Lineage: Eukaryota; Fungi; Ascomycota; Leotiomycetes; Helotiales; Helotiaceae.
CCAGAGUUCCCCGUCUUUCUAAUAAGUGUUCCUCGACUUCUCAUAAAUAUGUUUCCCUAACCAAACUCGGUACCAUAAUUGACUUUCCCGAUGUAUCUCUCAUCAUAUCGUGCUUAUUGAGUAAUCCUACAUCAUCGAUCUUUGUCUCCUCAAACAUCUCCAAUUGAUUGGGCCUGUUAGUGACUCAACACUGUUGGAAACUAACAACCAACAAACAACACCAUCCUUUAUCUGUAAAAACAAAUAUAAUUUGGGGAACAAAGUGUCGAGAGAUAUCAGCAUUCCAAAUCAUGGAUGAGUCCAAAAUGGAAACCGAAGUCGAGUCUGUUUCCUCUAACCCAACGCAAGAGGAGGAGGACCCAAAACGCUAUCUAAAGGGCUUCCGCCUUAUUGUCGCUGUGUUAGGGUAAGUACAAAUAUCCCACUCCACAUCAAAUUUCCUGUUUGCUUUUUUCCUAAAAAGAAAUUACUCUACUUACUUACAUACUAGGCUUGGAAUCAUACUCUUCUUACCCACAGCCGAAGCGUCGAUAGUCAGCACAUCUCUCGUUACCAUUUCCGAGGAUAUUGGAAGUUAUGAUCGAAGCAGCUGGAUUAUUACGUCCUACCUGUUAACCUAUACAGGUACGCGUGCAGAUGGGCUUUCAUCCGCAGCGAUGAAAAUUCUAUAUCUCUUCCUAAUGCUGUAAAACAGGAUGCUUGAUUGUUUGGUCUAAGAUAACCGGGGUUAUCGGUUUGCGGCCUGCGCUGUUAUGGUCUGCUGCAAUUUUCAUCCCCUUUUCGGGCGCCUGUGGGGCAGCUAAGAAUGUGGAGCAACUGUUUGGAGCCCUUUCUCUUGUUUUUGUCUGUUCUCUUUCAUUUGUCGUCUUCUUAUUAUGCUAACAGCUCACUUCUAGUAUAACCUUCCGCGCUUUCCAAGGCAUAGGGGCCUCGGGUCUCUAUUCCGUUUCCACAAUAGGAAUGUUUCAACUUGUGCCGCCUCGUCAAUAUAGUCAAAUAAACUCGAUCGCAGCCUGCUUCACGGCUGUGUGGCUUCUCAUAGGUCCCGUUGUUGGUGGAGCCAUAAGCCAAACGGGUGAUUGGCGGUGGAUAUUCUACAUGGUGUGCGUAGUUUCAAUUUUAUACAGUGUGGAUAGACUGGCUAACCGAAUAUAGUCUCCCUAUACAAGCCAUCUCCAUUUUCCCCACCCUUUUAGUUUUACCAUCUCGCUUUCCAUUGCAUUGCGAACCUAAAGUCAAAUCCAAACUCCAACUAUCAAGCAUCUUAGACUUGUUUAAGAAGAUCGAUGCCUUGGGAACCAUUCUUCUCCUAGGUGCCUCAGCACUCCUAGUGACUGUUCUCGAGGAAGGUGGUGUGCAACUGGCCUGGCGAUCUGCUGUAAUAAUCACAUGUGCUAUUCUAUCAGGUAUCUUCUGGUUGGCUUUUAUUUUCUGGGAACGGACCUCUGGCCGCGACGACUCCAGUGAAAAUGCCAUGUUUCCCAGACGGUUUUUUGGCAACCAGAUUUUCAUGGCAAAUUUGUUGUUAGUACUUACCCUUCUUUGAAAAUCUAUAGGACCUUGCUAACUACUGCCAGCGGUUUAUUUGUUUCAGGGGUUCCUGUCAUAGUAGCGGUCAUAGAAUUGCCCCAACGCUAUCAAAUAGUCAAUGCAGCUAGCCCACUUUCUGCAGGCGUCCGGCUACUCGCCUACGCAGCUCCGUUGCCUUUUGGAAUCGUGUUUGCGAAUACGCUAACUGGGAAAUAUCGAGUCCCCUUCAUAUACUCGCUUUCUGGUGGAGCCAUUCUACAGACCAUUGGGUUUGCACUGCAGUCAACAUUACCUAACACUCUUCGCACAUGGCCGGGCCAGUAUGGAUAUAGUGUCAUUACUGGUCUUGGAAUGGGGAUGUCAAUGGGAACCUACUACAUAAUGACUCCUAUUUCUGUCGGAAAGAAAGAUCAACGUAUGAUGACCCCUCUUCUUUUCUGACUAUGCAAAUGAUAACACAAUGGGCAGAUCUGGCUGUAGGUGCCGGCCUACAAGCUCGCCUUCUUGGCAGUGCCUUAGGGAUUGCGAUAGUGAACAACGUCCUGAACAACUACUUGGAAAGACAUCUGCCACCAUCACAGCUUGUAGAUCUGCGUAGUUCUACAGCGAGUCUGAGCCACUAUCCUAUUGAAAUGCAGAGAGGCAUCAGAGAGAUUUAUGGUGAAGGUUUCAAUUUGCAGAUGAGGGUUUCUAUAGCGUUUUGUGCGGCCCAGUUUGUGGUUGUGGGGUUGAUUGCGAGAAAGAAGGCACUGAGAAUAGACGAAAAUGGAAAGAUGACUGGAGGGGGUUUGUAA